AUGUCUAGUCCAACACCUUCGACUGGCCAGGUCCAGAUCCAAACUUCUGCUCAGAAGUCUCCGGCUGCUAUCAAUGUCGCAAACUAUUUGUUCCAGAACCCAAUUUUGAAGCAAAGAGUUGGAUUAUUGGACAACAAAAAUGAUCUAGAGUUUUUCAGAUACAAGCGAUUCGAAAGGGCACUUUUGAGUGAUGAUUAUAAAACCAAGCAACAGAACCCAAGGAAUGGACUACCACCAAUUUCAAAUGUGGAGGAAGUUCAAAAGGUAUUUGUGUUGUUGAUUCAGAAUCAAAUGAUAAUACCAAUAAAGAAAUUACAUUUUUCUGAAGUUAAAGCCAUUAAAGGAUGGAAACCAAACCGUGAGAAACCAACAUUGAAGAGAUCAGAAAAGGCUGUGGUUGAUCCUAACUUCUAUUACGGAUGGUUAUAUACUAAACCUAACCCAUACAUUUUAUUGUACAGUAUUUUAGCAGUUGUUGGUAUCUUUACCAUCAUAUUGUUCCCCUUGUGGCCAAACUUUAUGAGAAGAGGAGUAUGGUACUUAUCAAUGGCGGCUUUGGGUUUGAUUGGGUUGCUAUUUGCCACUGCGAUUGUAAGAUUUAUCAUAUACGUUAUUUCAUUAGUAGCGUUUCCUAAACCAUUCUGGUUGUUUCCGAACUUGUUUGAAGAUUGUGGAUUUUUUGAGAGCUUUGUACCACUAUAUGGAUGGGAAGAGCCUAAGAAGAAGAAGUCAAAGAAGUCAAAGAAAUCAAAAACAACGGCAGUUGAUGACAAUAAUGAAGGUAAUGAAAAAGUGGAGCCUAUUUUAACAAGUGCUGAGAAGAAUGCUACUGGUGUUAAGGCAACUGAAAAUGGGUCGAAUGGUGCUAAAAAGAGCAAGAGAAAGGUUACUUUAGAGGAAGUGGCUGAUGAGUAA
This is a messenger RNA of Lodderomyces orthopsilosis Co 90-125, 915 nucleotides long. RefSeq names its product Sec63 complex subunit (gene SEC62). The transcript has a single exon. Bases 1 to 915 code for a protein of 304 amino acids. Gene Ontology annotation, cellular component: endoplasmic reticulum; endoplasmic reticulum membrane. The record is from RefSeq and is a predicted model, not a curated record. Gene Ontology annotation, biological process: post-translational protein targeting to membrane, translocation. NCBI's taxonomy places the organism in Eukaryota, Fungi, Ascomycota, Pichiomycetes, Serinales, Debaryomycetaceae.